This is a messenger RNA of Danio rerio (zebrafish), 1986 nucleotides long. Lineage: Eukaryota; Metazoa; Chordata; Actinopteri; Cypriniformes; Danionidae. The record is from RefSeq and is a predicted model, not a curated record.
AAAUAUCUUUUUUAGUGUUUAACUGAAGAAAGAAACAAAUACAAGUUUUGUAAACACCUGAGUGUGAGUAAAUAUUGAGUUAAUUUUCCUUUAACACCGUUAUGUUUUUCUAUUUUUGAAUCAAUUCAGUCGAUCUACAGGUCUGGUGGAAGCAUUUUUAACUUAGCAUAAAUCAAUAAUAAAUAAGAGGUAAUGAUAAUUUUCAUAUUCAAUAUAGUGAGCUAGUGCUUUAAACAGUUGUUUUACCAUUUUUGAUUACAUUUAGUCAAUCUCCAAGUCUGAUAGGAGCACUUUUAGCUUAGCUUAGCAUUAAAUCAAUAAUAAAUAAGAGUUAAUGAUAGUUUUCCUGUUCAAUAUAGUGAGCUAGUCCUUUAAAUAGUUAAGUUUUACCAUUUUUAAAUCCAUUCAGUCAAUCUCCAGGUCUAGCAGGAGCACUUUUAGCUUAGCUUAGCAUAAAUCAAUAAUAAAAAAAAGAGUUCAUGAUAGUUUUCCUGUUCAAUAUAAUGAACUAGUCUUUUAAAUAGAUGAGUUUUACCAUUUUUAAACCCGUUCAGUCAAGCUUUUACUUUGCAUUUUACUCAACUUUUAGCUUAGUUUAGCAUAAAUUAACAAUAAAAAAAGUUACUGAUAAUUUUCCAAUUCAAUAUAGUUCCUAGCCAUGUCAACCUAUAAAAUAGAAGCUUUUCAUUUUUCGUCGGUCUUAGCACACGAUGUAACAAAAGAAGAGUCUAGAAAGAAACUGUCAAAACUUUUUUAAACAUUUUAGAGCGAGAUGCUACUGAUCUAAUCUAAUUCAAUGAUUUAUGACCCAGAGAUCAGCUGAAUGGAUUUCCAAAAAUUUGGAGUAUUUCUUUAAAACAAGUUUUUAACAGAUCACCUUUUAUACAACAAAGACAUAAUAAUAAGGCUAUCAAGUAGCUUUCUAGUUAACUCAAAUUACUAAGCCUUUUUUGACACCACUGUUUUUGUAACCACAGACUUCUGCUGUGUGAAAUGAUGACAAAACGAUAAGGCCCUAAAUAUCACAUUUCCUUGCAGAUCUCCGAGAGACGGUGUAUGAAGAUCAGGGGGAGGAAGCAGAUGAUGAUAGCAGAGUUAUCUCACCACAUUUGCAGCUUUGUGCGGAAUGCCUGAUGUUACUGAUGCCUCUGGACUGGAUGGCCUGAAGAGCGCAGAGGAUGAUGGGAAAGUGCCUUGGCUGUGGCACGUGAGCAUUAGUUUGGAUUCAGGCCACCACUGCAACGGGGUGAUCAUCCAGGCACAAUGGAUCCUCACUAAUGCACACUGUGUUAAUGACCUGGAUGAAAGACUUCUGAGAAUUUUAUCAGUGACAGCACAUGGUUUAAAUAAACAGACCCGUGAGGUGUUCAGAGUAUUCGUAAACCCUCAAUUCAACUCCUCUUCUCUGGACUAUAACGUGGCUUUGCUUCAGCUCAGCUCUCCAUUAAAUCUCAGUGGAAGAACACAGCCUGCUUGUCUACCCUCUGCUGGUCAGGAAAUCCCACCCUCUCUCCAGUGCUGGACUCCAGUGUGGACCGGCCAAAUGUCAGGACAUGAGCAGUGGCUAAAAAUAUCUGUGAUGGAACGCGCAGUGUGUGAACAACACCAAAGAACUAGGCUGACACCUACUUUGCUGUGUGCUGGACUGAGCAGUGGAGAUUCAGGCGUGCCUUACUGGAACAGUGGAUCUCUCUAUUGUCUGACAAACACAUCUGGUGUUGUUCUGAUGGGACUCAAGAGUUGGGGAGAAACUUAUGGUGGAACGCAGAAGCCUGCGGUUUAUUCUUCAGUUCCAGCCACAAUGCAUUGGAUCUCGCAAAUGUUGAACACAGAGUGAAAACUCAAAGUUAUUAGCAUAAAAGCCGCUGUGAUUCAAUGCUGAUAAUUAGUCGACAUCAAUAUUUUUAAUCGACUAAUCAUUUUAUAUUAUUUUACCUUUUAAUUGUCAUUUUCAUGCUUUAAUUAAUAAAAAAUGAGCAGUGCGAA